Molecule: messenger RNA, 2319 nt
Organism: Nilaparvata lugens (brown planthopper)
Lineage: Eukaryota; Metazoa; Arthropoda; Insecta; Hemiptera; Delphacidae
Product: putative inorganic phosphate cotransporter
Exons: 9
Coding region: 696-2213 (505 amino acids)
Biological process (GO): transmembrane transport; monoatomic anion transport
Molecular function (GO): transmembrane transporter activity
Source: RefSeq, a predicted model, not a curated record
UGAGUGAUUCUAAUUUUUCAGAGGAUUUACUUCCAAAUCUUAAAUUUUCAUCCUUUUUCAUUCAGUUGUAAACUAAGUUAAGUUGUGAGUUAUCACUAAUAUCAGUUGGUCCUUGUCAUUGAACGUGAUGGAAUCGGAUGUAUUUGACCCUGCUCCAGUUUUCGAAGCCUCAUCCAUUCGGAAGUGAGCAUCACUCAUUCACGGGUUUAUCUGUGGCGCUUCUCAUUUUCUCCGGCUGUCGACUUGAAUGAAAGAAAGCUGUUGUAGAUUUCGGUUGUUGAUGGAGAUAGCAAUCGCGCAAUUACUAAGCGGUCCUUUGGAGAUGUCGAAGCAGGGUCGCAAAAUGCCAACCGGUAUAUUCACCCUAAGUUUGGAGGCCGGCGUCCUAGCGAAUAUAUUAGGAGGAUGAUCGACAUGCGGCCGAGCGUUAACGUUCCGCCUGCUAUAAAACUAGUCGUCAGCCACCGCGUAGUUUUAGUCUGGGUCGGCAUCGGCUGCUGUCAACAACAUUUGCCGUCAAUCCGUUGUCUGUGAAUCAUGUCUCAGGUCUCCUUCUCCUGCCGUGUGCUGUGAAAGACGUCACUUUCGCACUUUCGUCUUGGACUAGUUGUUCUCCUUGUUCGUCCUGUGACUGUGUCCAGUGUUGGGAUAUCGGUGCUCCAAUUGUGUCGUGUCCGUCUUAUUCUCCACUCACAAUGGCUGCUACUAAUUCGCUGGAGCCCUUGCCUAAAACACAAGAUAACUGUUGCAUGAAGCAAAGAUAUGUGUUGGGCAUAAUGGGUUUCCUCGCCCUCGCCAAUGGUUACAUCCAAAGGUUUUGUCUGAGUUUGGCCAUCACAGAGAUGGUCAACGUUCAUCAUAAAGGCAAGAUAGACCCAAACUCUUGUCCCUAUGAUAAUGCAGAGACCAGUGCCAAUUUCACCAAGAAAUACCUUUCGUCAGCUGAGUUCGACUGGGAAGAGCAGACACAAGGAAUGAUUCUGAGCGCGUUCUUCUGGGGCUAUGUGCUGACUCAGCUGCCUGGCGGUCUUCUGGCUGAGAGGGUGGGGGGGAAGCAGGUCCUUGGCCUCGGCCUGCUCAUCUCCACCAUUUGCACCCUCAUCACGCCACUCGCCGCUCACCAAGGUGCCUCCUACCUCAUUGUCACCAGAUUCAUUCUCGGACUUGGCCAGGGGCCUUUGUAUCCUUCUCUCAAUGUAAUGCUCGCUCAAUGGGCUCCUGUGCAAGAGAGAGGAAGACUAGGAGCACUUGUUUUUGCAGGUGCUCAAAUUGGCAACGUGAUAUCAAUGGCAGUCGGCGGACUGCUGAUUCGAUACAUGGGUGGCUGGACGAGUGUGUUCUACGUAUUCGGCACAUCUGGUCUCAUCUGGUUCUUUUUGUGGCAGUUUUUGUGCUACAGCGACCCCUCGUCCCAUCCAUUCAUAUCGCAGUCGGAAAAAGAAUUCCUCCUGUCGAAAUCUGUUGGACAGUUGAAGAAACGAGCGGAGCUGCCUCCAACACCAUGGAGAAGUAUUAUGACGUCAGUGCCACUGUGGGGCCUGAUCAUCGCUCAGAUUGGCCACGACUGGGGUCUCUUCACCAUCAUCACUGAUCUCCCCAAAUACAUGAAGAGUGUUAUGCAUUUCUCAAUCGCUCAGAAUGGAUUCCUGUCGGCAGCACCUUAUAUGGUGAUGUGGAUCGCUGCCAUCACGUCUGGAUGGAUUGUCGACUGGUUGAUCAACGUCAAACAGUACCCUGUAACCUGUGUCAGGAAAACUUUCAUUACCAUAGCGUCAGUGGGCCCGGCGUUUGGCAUUCUGGCAGCCACUUACGCCGGCUGCGACAAAGUGCUGGUGGCGACAUUCUUCACGGUCGGCAUGGGUCUGAUGGGCGCCUUUGUGCCCAGCCUCAAGGUCAAUGCCCUCGAUCUGAGUCCCAACUAUGCGGGCACCACUCUGGCCCUGGUAGGCGGCAUCGGAGCCAUCUCAGGCAUCAUCACACCAUACCUUGUUGGAGUCCUCACGCCAAAUAGUACAUUGCUGGAAUGGAGACUCGUGUUCUGGAUAGCAGUUAUAGUUCUAGUGGCGACCAACUUGGUCUACCUGUUCACUGGAUCCGGUGAAGUGCAGCCUUGGAACAACCCCCUCGAAAUGGAAGAAUCCAACGCAAAGAAAAGGACAUGCAGUGAUUCACAAACUAAAGAUGAUGUGUCUAAAAUGAAGUCGAGGAUGUGAUAUUUUUCUACCUAGGUUUAAGAUUAUUUAUCAGAUAGGUUUAAUUCUAGUCUCAAAUAUUUGUAAAACUAUUUUUUAAGAGAAUAUACCAAAUAGCUUUUUGUAA